GGGGGGGGGGAAGCCAGAUUCACUUAACGACCGUGUUACUAGCUUAACAAUUGCAGUGACUCGCAAGAAAGGUCGUAAGACGGGGCAAAGCUCAUUCGACACAAGUCUUUGCAGCCAGGAACCCUCAGAGCCCGGAACUUUUAUCGCGCGCGGGUCGCGUUUCCCGGAGGACUCAAAUGAGCGUUGCACAAACUCGCCGGAAGUGGAGAGGAAAGGCCGGCGGCUUUUGUUUACCCCAUACCGGAAGCAGACCGGAAGGGACCCCCGCGCGCACGUGUCCUUCCCUGCUCGCUCGGCGGACCGAAAACAUGAAACUCCUGACCCACAACAUGCUCACUUCUCACGUGCGGGGCGUGCGAGCCGGAGGAGGGUUUCCCCUUCUCAUAAAGGCUACAGAGGUGAAGGUGAACAACAUCGACUUCAACCCGGAGUUCACGGCACGGAUGGUGCCCAAAAUAGAAUGGGCAGCUCUGGUGGGCGCUGCAGAAAGUUUGGGCCACCGCUCAGACCUUCCGUCCGAGGUUAUGCCCGAUUAUGAGCAAAAUGAAGAUUUUCUUCGGAAAGUGCAUCAUGUCUUGAUGGAGGUGGAGGUGAUCGAAGGGGUCUUGAAGUGUCCGGAUACUGGGCGGGAAUUCCCCAUUACCAAAGGCAUCCCGAAUAUGUUGCUGAGCGAAGACGAGACGUGAGCUGCCCUACUAUCAAAACGCCGCCAGAACGAGUCCAGAGGGACGGAGGAGAAACAGUUAACCUCCCAGCCAGGUUUUUUUUUUUUUUUUGCAUUAUUGUUGUUGGUUUUGUGUCUGUAAAUAAAUCUGAAUGCUUGAAACCGACUUUGUGACAUUGAUAAGAGAAUCCUAGGGUUGGGGUGUAGGAGAUCUGUUUGGAAAUUGAAUACCUGUACACAACAGCUGGGUUCUAACAACUGUAGCUCUUCAUUUAACGACUGUGGCAAGCAAAGUCAUAAAAUGGGUCAAAACUCA
This is a messenger RNA of Crotalus tigris (Tiger rattlesnake), 980 nucleotides long. It is a transcript of the gene TRMT112, whose product is annotated as tRNA methyltransferase subunit 11-2. The record is from RefSeq and is a predicted model, not a curated record. Gene Ontology annotation, molecular function: protein heterodimerization activity. Bases 177 to 686 code for a protein of 169 amino acids. The transcript has 4 exons. Gene Ontology annotation, biological process: tRNA methylation; peptidyl-glutamine methylation; rRNA (guanine-N7)-methylation. NCBI's taxonomy places the organism in Eukaryota, Metazoa, Chordata, Lepidosauria, Squamata, Viperidae.